UCAUUGAUUUUAGCAGCAAAGACUAUACUGAGUAGAGAGGUGAAAGCGUGAAAGAGAGAGAAGAGAAUGUCAGGGUCAUUCUCAAUGCUGUUUUUGUUUCUCUUCAUACUCGUCGGAAUGUUACUCUCCUCCGACGCCGUUGAUGACAAAUGUGCCGCCUGCAAAGCCGUCGCGGUCUCACUCUCACAAUCGUUUGCACCUUGCAGGAGGAGCUAGAGAUUGGGCUUUCUGCUGAGAGGCCACGGAAUCACUUAGAUAUGCGCCAUCGCUUAGACUCCAAAGGCCAACGUGAAGGAAAACUAAUCGAUUACAGAGUUAGCGAGUUAAGAGUCGUUGAACUUCUUGACGGCCUUUGUGAAAAGAUGCAAGAUUAUACACUCAAGAUAAGUGCAAAUACCUAUGAAUGGUUCAAAGUGAAUAGCUGGGAUAACAUCAUAACAAAUAAGCAAGAAGCUCGGGCAUAUUCAAAAGCUAUAUCUUCUUAUUGUGGGAGAUUACUUGAAGAAACAGAGGAUGAGUUGGCUGAAUUGAUCAGAAAAGGAUCUGUUAAAGUGGGAGGUGUGAGCAAAGUUCUUUGUCAAGAUUUGAGCAAACACUGCAGUCAAACGAGUGUAUCACAUGCGGCAGAGGUCGACGACGAUGGACGUAAUGGAGAGCUCUAAAACGAUGGAUAUUAGGAUGGCUGGAAAUACCAGCUUUUGGCCAAAUUAUAAAUUGAUAGAGUGCAUCCCAAAAUUCAUGGUAUUGGAAAUGGUCUAUUUUCUCAUUACAAAAGAAGACUCUUUCAGCAAUGUGGUGGAUCAGACUCUCUAAUCAAGUAAUUAUCAAGGGUCUAAAAUCUUGUUUUGUUUUUUGUAUUUUUUUUGUUAAAAAUAUUUAGUAAUACCUAGUAAUUUCAUAGACUAGAUACCUCACCCAAUGGAGAACCCAGCUGUGGUUUUUAACUUAUUUUUAGUAGACCUUACAUUUCUAUAGAAUUUCAAACAAUUUUUCAUUCCAAUGAUAGAAUUCUUGAGACUUUAAAUCAA
This is a messenger RNA of Cajanus cajan (pigeon pea), 1028 nucleotides long. Lineage: Eukaryota; Viridiplantae; Streptophyta; Magnoliopsida; Fabales; Fabaceae. The record is from RefSeq and is a predicted model, not a curated record.